AUGGCAAGCCCGGGGUCCCUCCUCCUGCUCCUCCUCCUCCUCCUGCCCGGCACCGUGGCCCGGGGGGAGUACGGCGUGGUCCACGUGGUGUCGGAGAACUGGAGCAAGGACUACUGCGUCCUGCUCAGCUCCGACUACGUCACCCUGCCCCGGGACCUGCACCACGCCCCCCUCUUGCCCCUGCACGACGGCACCAUGGCGCCCUGGUGCCCGGGCGAGGCCGCCGCCCCCCGGGCCCCCGCCGGCUCCCCCGGCCUGCGGCCCCUCCGCCAGACCACCGCCAUGGUCAUGAGGGGCAACUGUAGCUUCUACGCCAAGGGCUGGCUGGCGCAGGGCCGGGGCGCCCACGGGCUGCUCAUCGUGAGCCGGGUCAGCGGCCAGCAGUGCUCGGACACCACCCUGGUGUCGCAGCCCCCCCGGAACCCCCUGCCAGACCUGUCCAUCCCCGUGGCUGUGCUCCGCUACACGGACAUGCUGGACAUCUUCAGUCACACGCACGGCAGCGCCUGGGUCCAGGUGGCCCUGUACGCGCCCCCGGAGCCCAUCCUGGACUACAACAUGGUCAUCAUCUUCAUCCUGGCCGUCGGCACGGUGGCCGCGGGCGGCUACUGGGCCGGCCUGACCGAGGCUGACCAGCUGCAACGGCGCCGGGCCCGAGGAGGAGGGGGGCCCGGCGGGCACCACCGGCUGGAGGCUGCAGCGGCCCCGCGUGGCCAGGAGGAAGAGGACGAGGACCUGCCCGUGGACUUCACGCCGGCCAUGACGAGCGCGGUGGUCACCAUGUCCUGCUCCAUCAUGCUGCUGCUCUACUUCUUCUACGACUGCUUCGUCUACGUCAUGAUCGCCAUCUUCGGCCUGGGCGCGGGCACCGGCCUCUACAGCUGCCUGGCGCCCCUGGUGGCCCACCUGCCCCUGCCGCGAUGCCAGUGGUCCCUGCCUGGCCGCCGGGCCCGUCUGCAGCUGCCCCUGCUGCUGCUGGCCGGCCUGUGCUCCCUGGUGACCGCCCUCUGGGUGGCCUACCGCAACGAGGACCGCUGGGCCUGGCUGCUGCAGGACCUCCUGGGGGUGGCCUACUGCCUCUUCGUGCUGCGGCGGGUGCGGCUGCCCACACUCAAGAACUGCACGUCCUUCCUGCUGGCCCUGCUGGCCUUCGACGUCUUCUUCGUCUUCGUCACGCCCCUCCUCACCAAGUCGGGCGAGAGCAUCAUGGUGGAGGUGGCCUCGGGCCCGGCAGAUUCCUCCAGCCACGAGAGGCUGCCCAUGGUGCUCAAAGCGCCCCGGCUAAGCUUCUCGGUCCUGACCCUGUGCGAUCAGCCCUUCUCCAUCCUCGGCUUCGGUGACAUCGUGGUCCCUGGCUUCCUGGUGGCUUACUGUCACCGCUUCGAUGUGCAAAUCCGCUCCCGCCAGGUCUACUUCGUGGCUUGCAUCGUGGCCUACGCCGUGGGCCUGCUGGUCACUUUUAUCGCCAUGGUCCUCAUGAAGAUGGGCCAGCCUGCCCUGCUCUACCUGGUGUCCAGCACCCUGCUCACCAGCCUGGCUGUGGCUGCCUGCCGCCAGGAGUUCACGCUUUUCUGGACUGGCCAGGUCAGAGCCAAGACGCCCGGCCGGCCGGCGGCGGGGCUCAGCAACGCCCCUGCAGCCAGCCCCGAGCAGAGGCCGGAGGACGUGGCCGACGUCUCCACAGACGGCAAGUUCAAGGAUCCGGCCGACUGCAUGGCGGGCGAGUUUGGCAGCAACCUCAGCGAGGACGUGGCCGACAUGGCCACUCUAUCUGAGGACGAAGCCACAGGUCCCGACGGCCUUAGCGAUAGCUCUGAGGGCUGGAGCGAUGCCGACCUGGACCCCGAGGAGCUGCCCCGGGCCUCGGCCUGGGCCUCGGAGGAGCCGUUGCCACGGAUGCCGACGGCCAGGGUGGUGCCCCUCGUGCCGCCACCCUCAGGGUUGGGUCACGCCCGGGCCCAGGCCCAUGAGGACAGCCCGCUCUGGACGGGGCUCCACAAGACGAAGGGCUUGAAGGUAAAGAAAAGCAUGGUAGCCCAGGCUCCCCUGUGA
Messenger RNA from Condylura cristata (star-nosed mole), 2052 nucleotides. It is a transcript of the gene SPPL2C, whose product is annotated as signal peptide peptidase like 2C. Gene Ontology annotation, molecular function: aspartic endopeptidase activity, intramembrane cleaving. The transcript has a single exon. The record is from RefSeq and is a predicted model, not a curated record. Gene Ontology annotation, biological process: membrane protein proteolysis. Gene Ontology annotation, cellular component: cytoplasmic side of endoplasmic reticulum membrane; Golgi-associated vesicle membrane; lumenal side of endoplasmic reticulum membrane. The coding region runs from base 1 to 2052 and encodes 683 amino acids. NCBI's taxonomy places the organism in Eukaryota, Metazoa, Chordata, Mammalia, Eulipotyphla, Talpidae.